AUGACUCGACGCGGCAUCUUCGUGCUCUUCGAGGGCGUGGAUCGCUGCGGCAAGACGACGCAGACCAAGCUGCUGCAUGAGGCGCUGAACGCCUCGUCCCCUGCGCAGCCCUCGGCGCUGCUGCACUUCCCGGACCGCAGCACGGCCAUCGGCCAGAGCAUCCACUCGUACCUCACGAGCUCCGAGGCCAUGGACGACCACGCCAUCCACCUGCUCUUCUCGGCCAACCGCUGGGAGGCCGCCAGCAAGAUCGAGAGCCUCUUGGCCAGCGGCCAGCACAUCAUCAUGGACCGCUACUCGUUCAGCGGCGUGGCCUUCUCGGCCGCCAAGAGCGGCAUGUCGCUCGACUGGUGCUGGGCGCCCGAGAUCGGCCUGCCCAAGCCCGACGCCGUCAUCUUCCUGGACGUGCCGGUCACGCAGGCGUCGACCCGCGCCGACUUUGGCCAGGAGCGGUACGAGACCACGGCGUUCCAGGAAAAGGUGUACCAGAACUUCCACGACAUCAUGGAGCGCACGACGCCCAAGUGGCACGUCGUGGACGCCACGGGCACCAUCGAACAGGUGCACGACGAGGUCAUGGCCAUCACCAAAGACACCAUUGCAAAGUACGCCGAGACGCCGCUUAACCACUUUGAAAAGUUGUGA
Molecule: messenger RNA, 645 nt
Organism: Phytophthora sojae
Lineage: Eukaryota; Oomycota; Peronosporomycetes; Peronosporales; Peronosporaceae
Exons: 1
Coding region: 1-645 (214 amino acids)
Biological process (GO): dTDP biosynthetic process; dTTP biosynthetic process; dUDP biosynthetic process
Cellular component (GO): mitochondrion; nucleus; cytoplasm
Molecular function (GO): dTMP kinase activity; ATP binding
Source: RefSeq, a predicted model, not a curated record